AUGAAUAUGUUGGAUGAUGAAGAUGACCAAAGCUUUCACGCUACGCGUGACGGCUACUCCCAUUUGAGCGAUGUCGAAUGGGAUGCGGUUGAACGGAUGGGUUCAAUCAUGGGCAUCCAUGCUGUUAGCGUCAUGCUAGAGGCUCUCAAUAGAGAUGACCAACAUGCUACUAUCGCCAAGUUCAUUCAAAAUGAACUUGACGCAGAACGCGAGAAAGUAGCCUUGCUUCACCAACAAGGUUCUCAACAAGCAGAGUUGUUGAGAGAACAGGGUGCUCGACAGUUCGAACUGUUGAGAAAGCAUCAGGCUGCUGCUGGUGGGUCGAUGCACUCGCGUCGACCCGAGACCUUGAAGAUUGACAUCUCCAAGUAUAGGGGAGUCGAAGAGGACUCUCUCUUGAGAUGGUUCGUCGAAUUGGAUGACCAUAAGGGCGCGUCGCAUCGACGACGGGGAUAUGCAAGUUGCACUUGCCCAGUCAAAUCUGGCUGGACGUGCCAAGACUUGGGCACUGGGGCUCAAGUUGCACGACCCUUAUGCGUUUGGGUCGUUGGAAGUCUUCAAGUCGCGGCUCAGACAAACGUUUGA
Messenger RNA from Peronospora matthiolae, 585 nucleotides. Lineage: Eukaryota; Oomycota; Peronosporomycetes; Peronosporales; Peronosporaceae. The record is from the annotation of a GenBank genome assembly.